Molecule: messenger RNA, 1261 nt
Organism: Amblyraja radiata (thorny skate)
Lineage: Eukaryota; Metazoa; Chordata; Chondrichthyes; Rajiformes; Rajidae
Exons: 2
Coding region: 145-1212 (355 amino acids)
Source: RefSeq, a predicted model, not a curated record
GUACACGGGGUAUACAGGGGCACAGGGGUAUACAGGGAUAUACAAGAUACAGGGAUAUACAGGAUACAGGGGUACACGGGGUAUACAGGAUACAGGGGUAUACAGGAUACAGGGAUAUACAAGAUACAGGGAUAUACAAGAUACAUGGAUAUACAGGAUACAGGGGUAUACAGGAUACAGGGGUAUACAGGGAUACACAGGGGGGUACACGGGGUAUACAGGAUACAGGGAUAUACAGGGGGGUACAUGGGGUAUACAGGAUACAGGGGUAUACAGGGAUACACAGGGGGGUACACGGGGUAUACAGGGGCACAGGGGUAUACAGGGAUAUACAAGAUACAGGGAUAUACAGGGAUAUACAGGAUACAGGGGGGUACAUGGGGUAUACAGGAUACAGGGAUAUACAGGGUACAUGGGGUAUACAGGAUACAGGGAUAUAUAGGAUACAGGGAUAUACAGGAUACAGGGAUAUACAUGAUACAGGGAUACAGGGGUAUACAGGAUACAGGGAUAUACAGGAUACAGUGGUAUACAGGGAUAUACGGGUAUACAGGAUACAGGGGUAUACAGGAUAUAGGGGUAUACAGGGAUAUACAGGAUACAGGGAUAUACAGGAUACAGGGAUAUACAGGAUACAGGGGUACACAGGAUACAGGGGUAUACAGGAUACAGGGAUAUACAAGAUACAGGGAUAUACAGGAUACAGGGGUACAUGGGGUAUACAGGAUUCGGGUACAGGGAUAUACAGGGGUACAUGGGGUAUACAGGGGUACAUGGGGUUUACAGGAUACAGGGAUAUACAGGAUACAGGGGUAUGCAGGAUACAUGGGGUAUACAGGAUACAUGGGUAUGCAGGAUACAUGGGGUAUACAGGGGUAUACAGGAUACAGGGGUAUACAGGGAUAUACAGGGGUAUACAGAUAUAUACAGGAUACAUGGGGUAUACAGGGGUACACGGGUAUACACGAUACAGGGGUAUACAGGAUACAGGGGUAUACAGGAUACAGGGAUAUACAGGAUACAGUGGUAUACAGGGAUAUACAGGAUACGGGUAUACAGGAUACAGGGAUAUACAGGAUACAGGGAUAUACAGGAUACGGGGGUAUACAGGAUGCGGGGGUAUACAGGAUGCAGGAUACAGGGGUAUACAGGAUACAGGGGUAUACAGGGAUAUACAGGAUACAGGGAUAUACAGGAUCCAGGGGUAUAUAGGGAUAUACAGGAUCCAGGGAUAUACAGGGGUAUAUAGGGAUAUACAAGG